This is a messenger RNA of Cyprinus carpio (common carp), 3748 nucleotides long. RefSeq names its product polypeptide N-acetylgalactosaminyltransferase 17. Gene Ontology annotation, cellular component: Golgi apparatus. Lineage: Eukaryota; Metazoa; Chordata; Actinopteri; Cypriniformes; Cyprinidae. The record is from RefSeq and is a predicted model, not a curated record.
GCUCUUUAAUCCCACGCACCUGCUCCACAUGCUUCAUCCACUCCGUGUUUUCCAUCAGUCUCAGCCGAGGCGCUAUCCAGCAGUAUGUGGACAAAACGAUUUAUCAGGGCACAUUAACUGCAGAAAACAGUGUGGAUGGCUCGAGAUGCGGGAUGCUCGUGGAUCAGCGUGGAUCAACGAUGAGCGUCACAUAGCAGCAGGACGUGAAAUAGCGUUUAUAACGAGCACUGCGCUUGCUGAGGAUGAAUCCGGCUGGAGAUGAUGCUGCGUCUGCGGAGUCUCGUAGCUGAAGUCGAGGGAUCUCGCAUACUUCUGCUCAUCCAGGGCAAACACACACGUUAAGUCUGACUUCACUAAACAUCUUCUGACAUUAUUUCUAGCAAAGGACAGCUGUGUUUGUUAGUGAAGACCUCUCGGAUUUGACUGACAGAUGUCUUAUGAUGAAUGACUGCAGUUUAGGACCCUUUGCUGUGACUCUUUGAAGUAGUAUGUAAAUACAUUUCCCAUGAGGAUUUUAUUUAUAAGAACAUGUGAAUACGGAUGAAAGCGCACAGGAGGACUCUAUGUUCAAGAGCAGGAUGCAUUUUACCAAUCCAAAAUGAUGCGAUUCGCUGGAUUCCGAACACCAAAAUCUUUCAUGGCCUUUGUGAUGAGAAGAUGGAAAAUCUUACUGGUGCUGAAUGUGUUUACGAUGGCCGGCUUCAUCACUUUUUGGGGCAAGUGCAAUUUACGCACAACCAAAGCUGUUGGUCAACAGGCGGUGGCUGCUGAUGUGAGAGGACAGACGCAUCUGAAUGGAUCUGCUCAGGAGACCAGCAUCACUCAUGAUGUGCUCUUAAAGAGACUGGGAUCACUGGAAGAUGUGGUGUACAGACAACUCAAUGGUUUGUCCAAGUCUCUUGGACUCAUUGAAGGUUUUGGUGGCCGGGGUAGAGGAGGUCUACCAGCAACACUUACGCCAGAGGAAGAAAAGGAGGCCAAAUACCUGAGGGAGAAAUAUGGCUACAAUGCAUUUCUGAGUGACAAAAUCUCUCUGGAUAGAUCUAUUCCAGAUUAUCGACCCAGCAAAUGCAAAAAGGCCUUUUAUUCCCGUGACCUGCCACAGAUCUCCAUCAUUUUCAUCUUUGUAAAUGAGGCGUUGUCUGUCAUCCUGCGUUCAGUCCAUUCAGCUGUCAACCACACACCAGCUCAUCUCCUAAAGGAAAUCAUCUUGGUGGAUGACAACAGUGAUGACGUACAACUGAAAGGGCCACUGGAGGAGUAUGUCAACAAGCGCUACCCGGGUCUUAUCAAAAUAGUGCGCAAUCAGAAGAGAGAGGGCCUCAUCCGUGCUCGCAUCGAGGGUUGGAAAGUGGCCACUGGGGAGGUGACUGGCUUCUUUGAUGCCCAUGUUGAGUUCACGCCUGCAUGGGCUGAACCAGUUCUGUCUAGAAUCAAGGAAGACCACAAGAGGAUCAUACUGCCCUCCAUAGAUAACAUUAAAGACGAGUCGUUUGAGCUGGAACGCUAUGAGAACUCAGGCCAUGGUUAUAACUGGGAGCUCUGGUGUAUGUAUAUCAGCCCUCCGAAACAGUGGUGGGAUGAAGGAGACACUUCUGCACCUAUCAGGACGCCUGCAAUGAUAGGCUGCUCUUUUGUGGUAAACCGGGAAUACUUUGGGGAGUUGGGCCUACUGGACGCAGGGAUGGACGUGUAUGGAGGCGAAAAUAUAGAGCUGGGAAUCAGGGUUUGGCUGUGUGGGGGAAGCAUGGAAGUUCUGCCUUGUUCUAGAGUGGCCCAUAUUGCAAGAACAAAAAAGCCCUACCACAGUAACAUCGCCUUUCACACUAGGCGCAAUGCACUGAGGGUGGCAGAAGUAUGGAUGGACCAAUACAAAUCAAAUGUCUAUUUGGCAUGGAACCUCCCAAUGAAGAACCAUGGCAUUGACUAUGGAGACAUAUCCCAGAGAUUAGCGCUCAGGAAAAGACUCCAGUGCAAAAACUUUGAGUGGUACCUCGACAAUAUCUAUCCAGAGAUGAGGAGAUACAACAACACUCUCUUUUAUGGAGAGAUACGCAAUACCAAUGUGACCCAUCUGUGUGUGGACCAGGGCAUAAAGGAAAACCACACAGCAACUCUGCACCCCUGCCAUGGCUGGGGCCCUCAGUUGGGUCGCUACACUAAGGAGGGUUAUCUUUUUCUGGGUCCUCUGGGAAGCACUGGCGAAGAUACGCGGUGUGUGGUGGACGAUAAAAUCAGCAGCUACCCACAGCUCCUGAAUUGUGAGAAAGUCUCUAGCGUAAGCCAGAAAACGUGGCACUUUGCACAGAAUGAAGCAAUCAUCAACCGAGCUACAGGACGCUGUCUUGAGAUAGUGCAGGCUAAUGUCUACUUCGGCUACGCUCUGAUCCUGCGUUCCUGCACUGGUCAGAAGUGGAGCAUCAAGAAUUUGAUGAAACAGGACUGAGGGCAGUGAGUCAGCAACCUUAGAAAGUUGGGAAUCUCUAUGGCCUUCAUGGAACUUUAGAAAUUGGAUCCAGUUUUUAGGAACUCAAGGGGUGCUGAUCAUGUUUGCGUGUUUUGGGUUUUUGGUCUUACUACAUUCCACAUUACAAAAAAUAAGACACUCGAAGCACCACUGCAUACAGUAGGUUCCUCAGAUUUCCACCUUCUGGAAAACCACUAGACAUCCUGAGAACAGUUCUCUGAGAAACAUUGGAUUUCAGAAGUUCUUGCAAGAACUAAAGAAAAUCAAUCGUUCCUCCAGUAACUUUGCUGCAAUGUAAGAUUUUGAAGCACAUAAACUGUUGAAGUUCCUUAGGUGUGCAGCAUUUUCAAACCAUAAUUUCAACAGUGAGAGCAACCAAGUCUUGAGUGCAGAAACCAAAAUGACAAUUAAAUGUUGUAGAUGAUCAACUGCUGCAUUGCAAAUACUCUGUACAUCACUGUAUGCAUAAUUUAAAGGAUUACUUCACUUCCAGAAUAAAAGAUUCCUGAUAAUUUACUCACCCACUUUAUGAUCCAAGAUGUUCAUGUCUUUUGGAAAAAAUUAAUGUUUUUGAGUAAAAAAAAUUCUCCAUAUAGUGGAUUCCAUUGGCCACCAUCGAAGUCCACUAUAUGGAGGAAAUCCUGGAAUGUUUUCCUAAAAAAAACCUUAAUCACAGUGGGUGAGUAAAUUAUCAGGAAAUUUUUAUUCUUGAAGUGAACUGGAAGUCUAAUCUUAAAUUAUACACCUGCAGAUUUACUUCACAUCUAGGAGAACGUGUUUAUGUGUUCAUAACAGCUUUAUUUAGACUUAAUUUGUAGUAAUGUUGAGUUGUGCUAUCUGUAUUUCUUCUUACAUUCUCUUGUGUUAGGUUUUCACUGUCAGCGGCUAUGGGUCCCAUGUCUUCUGUUUAAAUAAGCAGUCUGCUCUGGAAAUAUGUUAUUUAUUGCAUUUUUUUUUUCUACAGUAGCCCCUCACGAGAAUGACAUUAUGAUACGUGCGCAGUUUAACAGUAACUAUGGUAACUGAGCUCUAUCUGCUGUUGAAUGGAUCCUGUAGUAGCCUAGUCAUAAUGUUACUUUGAACCACACUAUAGCAACAAGGCCAGUAUGUAGGCGAUAGGAAUAUGGGAAAAAUUAUCGUCAGGGAUUGUCGACCGAGUUACAUAAGUACACGUUACAUGAGUCAUAAACUGUACAUGUAACUACAGUUUCCUCAGAUGUUGUUGCACCCAUACCGUCUUCCAUUUUGACUAGGACUGAUUUGAAUAAAAUGGUGAACUGC